This is a messenger RNA of Lepus europaeus (European hare), 1101 nucleotides long. RefSeq names its product 3-galactosyl-N-acetylglucosaminide 4-alpha-L-fucosyltransferase FUT3-like. Gene Ontology annotation, cellular component: membrane. Gene Ontology annotation, molecular function: alpha-(1->3)-fucosyltransferase activity. The record is from RefSeq and is a predicted model, not a curated record. NCBI's taxonomy places the organism in Eukaryota, Metazoa, Chordata, Mammalia, Lagomorpha, Leporidae.
AUGGAGCCACUCGGCCAGACCCAGCGGCCGCGUCCCUGGUGCCGGUGUCUCGCCGGGCUGCUGUUCCAGCUGCUGCUGGCCCUGUGUGUCUUCUCCUACCUACGAGUGUCUCGCGACAACCCCAGCGGCUCCUGGCUCUCAGGGCCCAACACCACGGUGGCACGCGCCUGCCAGGCCACGCCGGGGCCCCCCGCCCGCCGGCCCCUGGUGAUCCUGCUGUGGACCUGGCCCUUCCACGUACCCGUGGAGCUGCGCCGCUGCUCGGACCUGCGGCCCGGCACGGCCGACUGCCAGCUGACCGCCAACCGCAGCAUGUACCCCUGGGCGGACGCGGUGGUCGUGCACCACCGCGAGGUGAGCGCGCAGCCGCGAAAGCAGCUCCCGCAGGCCCCACGGCCGCCCGGGCAGCGCUGGGUGUGGUUCAGCCUGGAGUCCCCCAGCGCCUGCCGGCAGCUGCGCGCGCUGGACGGCUACUUCAACCUCACCAUGUCCUACCGCAGCGACUCGGACAUCUUCACGCCCUACGGCUGGCUCGAGCCCUGGUCCGGCGGGCCCACCGCCGCGCAGCUCAACCUCUCGGCCAAGACCGAGCUGGUGGCCUGGGUGGUGUCCAACUGGCAGAACGCGUCGGCGAGGGUGCGGUAUUACCAGCAGCUGCGCGCGCACCUGCCGGUACACGUGUUCGGGGCCUCGCACCAGCCGCUGCCCCGCGCCUCCAUGAUGGAGGUCCUGAGCCGCUACAAGUUCUACCUGGCCUUCGAGAACUCCCAGCACCCCGACUACAUCACGGAGAAGCUGUGGAGGAACGCACUGGGGGCCUGGGCCGUGCCCGUGGUGCUGGGCCCCCGCAGGAGCAGCUACGAGCGCUUCCUGCCGCCUGACGCCUUCAUCCACGUGGACGACUUCCCGAGCCCCCAGGCGCUGGCCCAGCACCUGCGGGCGCUGGACCGCGCGGCCCGCUACCUGGGCUACUUCCGCUGGCGGGAGACGCUGCGGCCCGGCACCAGGAGCUGGGCCCUGGACUACUGCAGGGCCUGCUGGCACCUGCAGGGGGAACACCGGUACCAGGUGGUGCCCAGCAUCGCCUCCUGGUUCACGUGA